Messenger RNA from Anolis sagrei ordinatus, 1618 nucleotides. RefSeq names its product ETS variant transcription factor 7 (gene ETV7). Gene Ontology annotation, molecular function: DNA-binding transcription factor activity, RNA polymerase II-specific; sequence-specific DNA binding. Gene Ontology annotation, biological process: regulation of transcription by RNA polymerase II; cell differentiation. Lineage: Eukaryota; Metazoa; Chordata; Lepidosauria; Squamata; Anolidae. Gene Ontology annotation, cellular component: nucleus. The record is from RefSeq and is a predicted model, not a curated record.
UUGGGCUCGUUGCGACGCCAAGUCCUCGCCCUGGGCAGAUCUUUGGGACGCCGCCUCCUAAAGAAGAACCCGAGAAGAGGAAGAAGGACUUGGAUAUCGAAGCGCAGGAGCUCGCUCUUUCCCGUCGGACGGGACCAAACUCCAGAAACUUUCAGGUCUUGUUUCGUUUCAUUUUCGUUUGCCGGAAGGACAGUCAUCGGGAGCUGACAUCGGGGCCCAAGACGAAGGGAGGGGGGAGGCUUGGGUAGGCGCUGGCUUGGCAGCUGAAGGAUCCCAGAAGAGCCUCACACUCCCAGCAAAGCCACCUCCACCUGACAUGCAGGAUGAAGUAGCAACGGGUUCUUCGCCUCCUGUGCCAAAGGCUGCUUUGCCCCUACCGUCCACUCCUGUGACAUCAUUGCAAACGCUCCACUGUGGACAAAUCUGCACCUUGCCCGGCCGACUCAGAAUCCAGCCCUCUCUGUGGAGCAAGGAUGAUGUGAUUCACUGGUUGCAAUGGGCAGAAAAAGAGUACUCACUCAGGGAGUCAGAUGAAAGCAAGUUUGAAAUGAAUGGGAAAGCUCUUUGCAUUCUCACCAAGGAAGACUUCAGACUCCGGGCUCCUAAUUCAGGAGAUGUUUUGUAUGAAUUACUUCAAUACAUUAAGACUCAGAGACGAGCCCUUGUUUGUAGCCCUUUAUUUAAUCCUCCCUUUCGGGAUGUGGAAUUCGCACAGACCCAAGGCACUGCAGAAGAAUGUUUGGUCGUCACUACUGGUCAUCCAAGCCACACAGAGCAACCCAGAUUGCCCACAACGAUGUUCUUCAGUCCUGGGGCAACCUGCCUUUCUCACCACAGCACUGGGGUCAUUUAUAGAGCAGAUGAAUAUUCUUUUUCUGUAACAUCACCAUCUCCUGUUAAUGGUAAAAUUGCAGAUUGCAGGUUACUCUGGGAUUAUGUGUACCAGCUUCUUUGUGAUAGCCGAUAUGAAUCAUUCAUCAGAUGGGAAGACAAAGAAUCCAAGGUCUUUCGAGUCAUUGACCCCAAUGGACUUGCCAGACUUUGGGGGAAUCACAAGAACCGUAGGAACAUGACAUAUGAGAAGAUGUCAAGAGCUCUGAGACAUUACUAUAAACUCAACAUUAUUAAAAAGGAACCUGGGCAGAAGCUCCUAUUCAGAUUCUUGAAAACACCUGAUGAAAGAAAACACGACAAAACUACUAAGUGUGAACAGCUCGAUAAUGAAGACCAGGAAGGAGAAGACUGGAAAGAAGAUGAGCUGGAAAUCUCACCAUAAACAUUUGUCAUGCAAAGGCUGAAAACGAUCAGAUGAAGGGAAUUCAUGUCCCAACAGUGCUGUUGUUUUCUGUAGCUCAAACAUGUGAAAUUAACCACCACACCUUUACUGCAAUUGCACCAGUCCAUCUCCUUUUAAUUACAGUCAAAUUAUAAGUACUCUGCAAAUGCAUUGCAGUAGGCUGCACUGAAAACAAUCCUCAGAACCAGCUGCUCACCACUGACUUCUUCAUUCCAGUGGCAUUUUCUUAUAGUUCAGACUUUUUUAAAAAACACGUUUGCACACACACUCAGAAAAAAUAUUUCAGAUAUUCAGUAAUAAAAAUUAAACACAUUCUGCAAA